UUUGUGUGUGUGCGUGUGCUGUGCAAUACCUUUAUAAAAUUCUCUACAGUGUUAUAGCAGAUGGUUGGAAUGCUUUGCACUUAGUAACAAAAUGAAGGCUUUCAGUGCAGCACUUGCAGCACUGCUUCUGAGUCUUUCCAUCACCUUGCAGUAUGCUUUAGCUGUGAGUCCUGCACACUGUAAUGCAGUUGAGCCUAUGGCAGGGAAAGUCCUAGACCUGAUCAAUAAAGGACGACGGAAUGGCUACAUUUUCGAGUUGCUGCGAGUCGCUGAUGCCCACUUGGACAAAGGGGAAUCUUCAACAGUCUACUAUUUAGUUUUAGAUGUGAUAGAAUCUGAUUGUUCCGUCCUAUCGAGGAAAUCUGGGGGUGACUGUGAGCCAAAUUUUUCUAGACAUCCAUCUCAUACUGUGAUCGGACAAUGUAAGGUAAUAGCAAAACACUGGAAUGAAUCUCAGUAUCUACACAUAAAGGACUUUAACUGCACCACAAGUUCUGUCUCUACAGCACUGAGCAAUACCAAAGACAGUCCUGUACUCAUUGAUUUCUUUGAGGAUACUGGGUCCUACAGAAAACAAGCUGAAAAGGCCCUUGAAAAGUACAAAGAGAAGAAUGCUGAGUUUGCCUCAGUCAAAGUGGACCAAAUGGAGAGAGUUUCAAGAGUGAGAGGAGGGGAAAGAACUAAUUACUACUUUGACUUCUCUGUAAGAAACUGCUCUGCUUACCACUUUCCCAGGCACCCCAAUGUUUUUGGAUUCUGCAGAGCAUAUUUUUCCUACACUGUAGAAACUUCUGACUUGGAAACUCCAAAUGAUAUUUUCAUAAAUUGUGAAAUAUUCAACACUGAGGAACAUAGAAACAUAAGCGGUGUACAUCCAAAUUUGGAUCACUACCCCGCUGGUAGGCAUGAACAUUCUAAUGAAACAUCUCCAUUUAGACACAAGGGAUCCAGAAACCACCAUCAUUCCCACAAGACACAUAAGUUUGAAUGCCCACCUCCUGCAGAAGUUAAAAGUUACCCAGAGGGGCCACCAGGUCAAACAGAAACCCCUCCACCAUUGUACCCUUCAAAACCAAAAUGUCAUCACCUCCAUUUUCACAAUAAUGGGUCCCGGCCACCUCUUAGACCUAGUUCAAAUAAACACCAUCCCCAUAGACACCAUCCCCAUGGACACCAUCCUCAUGGUCAAGCCCAUGGACACCAUUUUCAUGGACACCAUCCUCACAGACACCAUCCUCAUGGACACCAUCCUCACAGACACCCUCCUCAUGGACACCACCCCCCUGGCCAUGAUUUUCAUGAUUAUGGACCCUGUGACCCACUACCCCAUAGGCAAGAUCCCAAAGAUGACCAUCAUCAUGGUCAUGACCCACCAACAAAGAAUUCAGAGGAAAGAAGUCCAUGUAGAAGAAACUUUCCUUUCCCAAGAAGCCCCUUUGGACAUGUUUACCGACUCCCACCACUGGAAAAAGGAGAAGUUCUUCCCCUUCCUGAAGCCAAUUUUCCCGUCUUCUCGUUGCCAUGUCCCAAUUCCCCAGAGCCAGAGCUUCAUCCCUUCCCUCAGUCAGCCUCUGAGUCAUGCCCAGGGAAGAGUAACGAUGACUUUCCCCGAGUUUCUAAGUUUUUUAGAGACUCAAAAUAAAAUCCAAUUUGCUUCAUGAAGAACAUGAAAUAAUCCCUUGAAUUAAAACUAUAAAUAAAAUAUGACCUGUAAAAUGCAAA
Messenger RNA from Suncus etruscus (white-toothed pygmy shrew), 1722 nucleotides. It is a transcript of the gene HRG, whose product is annotated as histidine rich glycoprotein. Gene Ontology annotation, biological process: heme transport; regulation of platelet activation; negative regulation of fibrinolysis. NCBI's taxonomy places the organism in Eukaryota, Metazoa, Chordata, Mammalia, Eulipotyphla, Soricidae. Gene Ontology annotation, molecular function: serine-type endopeptidase inhibitor activity; zinc ion binding; cysteine-type endopeptidase inhibitor activity. The record is from RefSeq and is a predicted model, not a curated record. Bases 92 to 1642 code for a protein of 516 amino acids. Gene Ontology annotation, cellular component: extracellular region; endolysosome; blood microparticle. The transcript has 7 exons.